AUGCCUCCGUUUCGCAACUUACUGAACCGCAAACCCGCGACUUCCGACGGUAAUGACGACAAGAAUGAGACAACCCAAAGCCAACAAUCUGCGCAGUCCUUGGACGUCCCGCGCAGUACCCCCUUGAGUUUGAAUAAUAGCAGAGAAGAAGUGCGGAAUGAAUACAAGUUGAGCGUGGUGAAUGACAGCGGCGUAUAUCUACCACCCUCGCCUCCAGAAAAACAGAGUUUCUGGACUAGAUCCCCAAACAAGAUACCAACAACAAAUCAUCGAAACCGAGUCGAUGAAAAUGAACCGUUCUCCAUAUCUCGCGAAUCAUUCGACUCUUAUCGGCGGUCGUUUGACAUCUCGGCCAGAUCGCCGGUUCUAUACGCCGAUAACAUCCAAUCACGCACAUCAUUAGACUCUCGAUUCUCACGAUUAAGUGAACACCCUUCCACAAAAGGUCCAACGACCGGAGGCCCGGAAUCUAUGGAAGAAGAGACGUUUGAGGACGUGGGCUUAGCCGACGAAGAUUCGAAACCUAGAAAGAGAGGCUUGUUUGCUCGCUUUGGCGACAACUCGUCCGACAAUACCAGCAAUAACAAUAACAAUAAUAAUCGACCUAGUUCGUCGCACCUAGGGUUCCGUCUUCCUGGUCGAAAGAGAGCCCAGAGCGGCCAAGGAGCCGAGCUAUCAAAUUAUGGGCUGGAGGUACCGACAACGGAAGUUUAG
Messenger RNA from Talaromyces marneffei, 714 nucleotides. RefSeq lists its product as uncharacterized. The transcript has 4 exons. The record is from RefSeq and is a predicted model, not a curated record. NCBI's taxonomy places the organism in Eukaryota, Fungi, Ascomycota, Eurotiomycetes, Eurotiales, Trichocomaceae. The coding region runs from base 1 to 714 and encodes 237 amino acids.